This is a messenger RNA of Lynx canadensis (Canada lynx), 2692 nucleotides long. It is a transcript of the gene NAGK, whose product is annotated as N-acetylglucosamine kinase. Bases 255 to 1289 code for a protein of 344 amino acids. Lineage: Eukaryota; Metazoa; Chordata; Mammalia; Carnivora; Felidae. The record is from RefSeq and is a predicted model, not a curated record. Gene Ontology annotation, molecular function: N-acetylglucosamine kinase activity. The transcript is spliced from 10 exons.
UCCUUCAUUUGGGAUCUGGUAGCCAUCUCCCGAGGCAGGGUCCAGGAGGUGGGGAGGGAUCCGGCCGGGGUCCGGGGUUGCCGCAGAGGCCCUCACUGGUUCCGCCCCAGGCUAGCGGCGGCUCGGUGCGCCACGCCCCGCGCAGUCAGCUGGACGGCGCGGACGUUCACGUGACGCGGGGCGGUACGGAGCGGACAGGUGGGCGGGAGGAAACCGAACAGCGGGAUCAGCGGCUGCGGCGGCGCACUACCGGCAUGGCCGCUCUCUACGGGGGUGUAGAGGGGGGAGGCUCACAGUCCAAGGUCCUUUUACUCUCAGAGGAUGGGCAGAUCCUGGCAGAAGCGGAUGGACUCAGCACAAACCACUGGCUGAUCGGGAAAGACAAGUGUUUGGAGAGGAUCAACGAGAUGGUGAACAGGGCCAAGAUGAAAGCGGGGGUGGAUCCUCUGGUCCCUCUACGAAGCUUGGGCCUGUCCCUGAGCGGAGGGGAGCAGGAGGACUCGGUGAAGAUGCUGACGGAGGAGCUGAGGGACCGAUUUCCCUACCUGAGUGAAAGCUAUUUAAUCACCACCGAUGCUGCCGGCUCCAUCGCCACGGCUACGCAGGAUGGUGGGAUCGUGCUCAUCUCUGGGACAGGUUCCAACUGCAGGCUUAUCAACCCGGAUGGCUCAGAGAGUGGCUGUGGCGGCUGGGGCCACAUGAUGGGGGACGAGGGCUCAGCCUACUGGAUUGCACACCAAGCAGUGAAAAUAGUGUUUGACUCUAUUGACAACCUAGAGGCGGCUCCUCAUGACAUUGGCUACAUCAAACAGGCAAUGUUCAACUAUUUCCAGGUGCCAGAUCGGCUAGGAAUCCUCACCCACCUGUAUAGGGACUUUGAUAAAUGCAGGUUUGCUGGGUUUUGCCGGAAAGUUGCAGAAGGUGCUCAGCAAGGAGAUCCCCUUUCCCGUUUUAUCUUCAGGAAGGCUGGGGAGAUGCUGGGCAGACACAUUGUGGCUGUGUUGCCUGAGGUUGACCCGGUCUUGUUCCAGAGGGAGAUGGGCCUCCCCAUCCUGUGUGUGGGCUCUGUGUGGAACAGCUGGGAGCUGCUAAGGGAAGGUUUCAUUCUGGCACUGACCCGGGGCAGAGAGAAACAGGCCCAGAACUCCUUCUCCAGCUUCACCCUGAUGAAGCUGCAACACUCCUCUGCCCUGGGCGGGGCCAGCCUAGGGGCCAGGCAUAUUGGGCACCUCCUCCCCAUGGACUACACUGCCAAUGCCAUUGCCUUCUACUCCUACACCUUCUCCUAGGGGGCUGGCCCUGGCUCUACCACUACAAGCCCAGUGGACACUGAGUAUUGGAAAGGAGGAGGCUUUUUUCCUUUUCCUUUUUUUUUCUUUUUUUAAAGAAAAACAUAUAUGAAAGAAAAUAAACACACUUUACCCACUCCCCAAUUGGAUUGUGUUAUCAAGCACACUUGCUGUGUACAUCCUCAGGGCACCUGCCAGUAGGUAUCCUAUAAAGCUCAGGAAUGGUUUUAGUCUAGGAUUUAAAGCCCUGUGCCCAGGUACUUGGCCUGUGGUUUGCGAUCUGCUUGCCACGCAGUUGCAUAGAACAUUCACGUGUGCCAUCCCUCCCCAGCACCCCCAACAUUAGCAUAUGUACAUGCUGUGCGGCUGCCAGUUAAACAGUGACCUCAGUUGUCUCCUGUCAAAAUGGGUAAUGAUGCCUAUACAGCCAUUUUUAAGGAGCUAAAGGUUUUCUGUGGAGAACAUCACAGGGACUAACCUUAGACACACCCUCACCUCCUGAGAGCCCCGGUAGGGUUUAGGGGACAGUACCAUUCUGGUCUCAGAGAAUUACCUCACUGGAUUUGGUGCCUCUAGGUAAACAGCACAUUUUGCAGUUUUUCCCCACGAAUGAGUUCUUGAGAGGUUAUGAGGAUGACUUAGAUCCAAGAAGGCCAAUUAGACACAACUAGGUGGCCUCCAUAUUCCUGGUAACUCCUAGCCUGGCUCUGGUUAUAGAAGACAUUUUGCAUUUGUUGUGUGACACAUAAUAAUGAACAUCAGUGAAGAGCAGAUAGGAUUCCUGUCCUCUGGAUACUGUUAGUUUGGUCAGUAAAGACCAGGCCAAAGCUUCCUGUUUUGCUGCCCAUGCUGCUCGGUGAAGACCAAAGACGGAGUCUCUGUCCACAAUGGCUGCUUCUGUAGAUGUUCGUUCAGAGUGUAAGCUGUUAGAAGGCAUGGACCAUGUAUCAGACAUUGGUUCUCAAGCUUAUGUGCAUCAGUUAUUCUAGAUUGUGUUAUCAACACAAAAGACUUUUGUCUUUCUCUUCUAUAAGGUGUCUGAUUCAGUAGGUCAAAGAAGAGGUGGAAAUGUUCUUUUUUGCUGAAUACCUUGGGUGAUUUGUGCUGCAGAGAUCCAGCACAUGUAAAAAACUUUGAGAAGUUUUUUUACAUGAUCUCAGGACCAGGAUCAAUCAGUAUUUUGGAUUUAGAAUCUAAAACUUCAUUGGUGGAGAGUGUACAAAUAGAACAUAAAUAUAAGAGUUCAUAUUCUUCAAGAAUAUGGCCAUCCCUCUUCCUUACCAUUCAUUGUCUAGGCUCUGCUAUUCCAGUGGGACACUACAGGUUUUAGAGCCAAGCAAGGAGCACAUCUUAAUUGAUUUUUUAGUCCCCGUGCAUAAGGGUUGAAUAAAUGUUAGUUGAGA